This is a messenger RNA of Rotaria sp. Silwood1, 438 nucleotides long. NCBI's taxonomy places the organism in Eukaryota, Metazoa, Rotifera, Eurotatoria, Philodinida, Philodinidae. The record is from the annotation of a GenBank genome assembly.
AUGUAUUCAGUUCGACGUGAUUUUAAUAAUUCAUAUUAUUAUUCACAAUAUUGGACAAUGAAUUGUCAACAACAUCAUGAACAAUUCAUAUUCAAUAAUCGUCAAAUGAUUAAAGCAAAACAACAUUAUGUGUGGUCAACGAAAUUUUAUAAUAAUAAAGAUUGUUAUAUUCAAUAUCAAACAGUAAAUAAUAAUUAUGUUAAAUCUACUGAUUUAUCAUUACCUAUUUAUCGUGCACCAUGCACAUUUCAAAGUUCAUUAAUAACAGAUAGUAAAGAUGUUCAUUCAUAUGGUGUACAUCGCCGUUCACCUCUGUCAUCAUCUUCAUCUUCAUGUGUACCUGAUGUGUAUUCACCAGGUUUAACAUCAAAUGGAAAUUGUUCACCACCUCCACCAUCAUCAAAUUUACCACCACCACCAUCUGAAUGGCUCAAUUAA